Molecule: messenger RNA, 5748 nt
Organism: Linepithema humile (Argentine ant)
Lineage: Eukaryota; Metazoa; Arthropoda; Insecta; Hymenoptera; Formicidae
Gene: cnk
Product: connector enhancer of ksr
Molecular function (GO): protein binding
Source: RefSeq, a predicted model, not a curated record
UUAUCGACAGAGCGGAUAGUGCGAAUGGGAUGGCAACGGACGGAUUGUAAGAACUUUAGUAUUUCGUGCGGGAAUCGAUAUACGGUCGGGUCAUGGCGUAUGUCAAUGUAGCCGAGUGGAAAACAGACCAAGUGUGCGAAUGGCUGAAAGGUUUAGAUAGUUCCAUAUUGCCCUAUGUCCAUAGUUUUAUGAAUCAUAGUAUUAACGGGCAACAAUUAUUGAGUUUACGAUCAGAAGAUUUAGAACAUUUGGGCGUAUUGAAACUUGGACAUCAAGAAAUUAUUCUUGAAGCUGUGGAGUAUCUAAGAAAUUUUCAUUUUGAGUUGGAUAGAGAAAAUUUGCAGCUAUUGGCAUUGCGACUUUCAUGCCAGGCACACAGUUUGCAUAAUGAAUUGUCUCGUCAAACUGAUUCAAAACCUGUUACCACUCAAACAUUGUCAGAUGUGGCAUCAGUUGUGAUGGCAGUUAAACCUCUUGUGAGAUGGCUAGAUCGCUCUCCCUUUAGUGGACAAUUAGAAUAUAAUGACAAGAAGGCUGAAUUAAUGAAACUAUCUUUAGAAAUGGCUACGUGUGCACAAAGGGAUAGAUUUGCUGAGAAGCCAAUCGAAGAAAUUAGAACGACUUGUGGUCAAUUGGCAAGAUUGGCGGAUUAUAUUAUUCAAGAUAUUGCUGAUCCUAUGAUUCUACAGCCUGCUAGUUUAGAUCUAGCAACAUUAAAAAAAAAAUCUGGCGAUGAUUUGGGUUUUUAUAUUUUACCAUCUUUUCACGGAGCACAUCAGAUAGCUGAAAUUAAGUUUGGAUCUGCUGCACAUCAGUGUGGCAAAAUGGAAGAAGGAGAUGAGAUAGUUCAGGUAAAUUAUCAAACGGUAGUUGGUUGGGAGAGGAAGAAUUUGCUUGAAUUAUUUCGUGAAAGCCCAGCAGAAAUCCUCUUGACUCUAAAACGUAGACCAAGGCAUACUAAAGUUUACGGGCAAAUUUACAUAAAACCAUAUAGACUUCCAAGUAACAAAAAAACUUCCUAUACAACACGAUGGCAACAUAAUCUCCCAUCCCCUAGACCAGAAUUAUUAACAAUACCUGAUUUUACAAUGCCGUUACCUAGACAUAUGCCAAAGAAUCCCAGCCCAGAACCAGCAAGUAUUUUAGAUACAGUUAACAUGUUAGACACGAUGACUACGGAUAGUAGCGAUUCGGACAGCGAAGUGGAACCACCUCUUUCGAUCCGUCUGUAUUCCACAAAACCGAGAAACUUGGUCCAAAGACGAGCUACAAUAACAGGUGCCAGUCCCACAACCAAACAUGGUAUCGAUAUCGAACAGUUUUGGAAGGAAUUGAAGCAAGAGCACAGUACGAGCUUCCAGUUGCGUGACAAAGCGGCAUCUUGCGCUCACGGUUUGGAUAAUGUACCAAUAAAUAUACGACCGCAGACAUGUUUAGGAUUAGAAUCGGCGAAAAGAAGGAAGAAGACUGAUGAGCAAGCGGAUGAUAAAAAGGUACAGUUUACGGAAAAAUUGACUGACGCUGAAGGUACUCAUCUAGAUGAUGCGAAAAGAAUGCUUUACGACGCAAAAGAAAGGAUUACUUCCAUGCAGAGCUGCAAUGAUGGCAGUGCUGUUAGUAAAGAUACCAUUAGAGAGCACUUGCAAGCAUUCACGGAUAAUGUCGGCAAUAGCAAUAAUUUAAAUAAUACAACUGUGCCUUUGGAUGAAUGUAAUAAUUUUAUUAGCGAUACAUGUAGCAUUAGUAAAAACGCGCCGGGAGACAAAGAAAGCGAAAUGCGUUAUGUUAAAGAACGCGGUAAAUUGGACAAAAGUUACAGUACGCCCGCGUACGAUCUAUCAGAUGCCGAGAAUAAGGAAGAUAGGAAGUUAGCACUUUUUCAAGGUCCAUUUUGUAAAUUAGAUUUACCUGUCCAUUGUUCCAAUAAUGUAUCAAGCAGUAAUUUAACAAAGACUGAUGUUCGUAUGUUUACCGAGAGUGCCGAUCACAGAAAACCGAAAGAUGCGAGCAAGGAGGACAAAGAAGCAUCCACCAAGAGAUGCGGCGGUAAUGUUGCUCAAAAAGUCAGCAACAUCGAGAAACAGAUUGCGCAUGAGAAUGCGGACGAACCAGUACGUGUCUUUGGAGUGCCUAAGGAAUUAGACUCGCAUAAAAGUACCGUACGCAUUACAAUAAAUGACACAAAUCUUAGGAAUAGCGUAGAGGAGAAAAACCAAAGUGAUAUUGAAUGUAAUAUAUCGGAUAUAAGUACAUGUAACAAAAAGUUAAGUGCUAAGUGCGUUUGUUCCAAAAAUUCGGCAUGCAAUUGUCAGGAAAAUACUGAUUGUAGUAACUCGGAAAUGUUAAACGACGAAGGAAUAUGUAAUAAUAAUAGCAACAGCACUGAAAGAGACGAAAUGUCGCAAAAGUGCGGGAAAAUUUUGCAAACGGUCGAUUGUGCUUCACCUCAGCAUACAAAACUGCUUGAAAAGAAGUCUUCCGUGGUAUCAAGAGAGAAUUCUAUCGAGGCAAAGAUACCGUCGAGCAAUAACGCCAAUUUCGUUGAAGAUAACUUGCCGAAUGUUAUUCAUAAUGUCUCAAAAAUACAGAUUAACACAACGUCGCAAGCUAAGGAGAUAAAAUCCACAGACUCGCCUUUGGCGCACGCCACGGUACAAUCUUGCCGCUACAUAGAAUUACCAAAGGUCGAGUCUGUUAGGAAAUACGAAAAUAAAUCGCAUAUAACACCGCCAGAACCGCCGCCUCGAAAAUAUUACACGAAACAAGCGGUACCCGACUUAAAAUUAAACAGUACUUCAAAAAUUCCAGAGGAGUUAGAAAAACCUCAGGUUCCGGAAAGACCCAGCUUAAGACGAGAAUUUAAAAAAGCAGAUUUAAAUUUACCUACGAAUCACGUUAGAAACAAUUCAGAUUAUCAAGACAGAAAGGAUCUCUCUGACGUGGGUGCACUUAAUUACCCAGAGCAUUCAAUGGAUUUUAUUGAUGAAUCACCAACUAUAAAUCUAAAUGAUACAAAGUUCACCCAGUCUGAAAUUUCAUUAUAUAAUGAAAAUUAUGACAGAUCCAGAGAAGAAAAAUAUUCGUUUGAAAAGUAUGAGCCAUUUGUCGAAAAGUUUGCUUGCUCUAGUCAAUCUUUAGCAGACUGUUGUAAAUCUGAUCAUUCUCCUCGCAAUGUCGAGUGUCCUGACGGUGUAAUGCAUUCGAAACAACUGGCAUCAUUCGAUCUAAAACCAAAAUUAUCAGAAAAGGAUAAGAGCUUUGAAAAAAGUGUCGUUAAUAGAGCUAUGAUGGUAGCGAGAAGUAUUGGCUUGCACGGCACUUUGAGCAAAUCCAACAGCAGCCCGAGAAGCAGUAGAAAGCGAAAUAUGUUACUAGCAAAAAGGAGAAAUGUGUCUGUAAAAGACAUCGGUGUCAGUGAUUUAGAAGGAUGGUUGACAUAUCGUAGCAGGGGAGCAGGCGGCGCAUGGGCGAAGGCCUGGUUUGUGUUAAAGUGUUCAUCGCUGUACAGGUUUAAAACUCAAGACAGUAUAAAAGCUGACUGUUUGAUCGUAUUAACGGCUUUUACCGUGUCGCCAGCUGCCGAAGUAAAAUCGAGGAAGUAUGCUUUCAAAGUAUAUCACACAGGGACAGUGUUUUAUUUUGCCGCCGAUACUGAGGACUACUUGAUUUUGUGGUUGGAUGCGAUCAAUAAAGGCACUUUAGGCGCGGAUACCCACAAUCAAAGCAUCGGGCUUUUUAGCGAAACCGACGAGAGCGACAGCGAGAGUAGUCACAAGAGCAAAACUAAAUGCACACCCGAAUCCAAAGCAAAUGUGGAAAAGUCAUUUAAUUCUUUGAAAAAGGUACGCAAGGAUGUCGGAGCAUUUAAGGAUCACGAGAUUGGUGGUGCAAGUUUGGAUCGAAAGUAUUUGAAGUUUCUCGGCACCAGAAAUCAGAAUAUUCCUGUUCCAACGGCGCAAUUUCGAAGUUACAGAAGAGUGCUUCCCUCAUCAACGCCGAACAAGAAAGAAGAUUCUAAUGCAGAAUCUCCGGACUUGCAAAUGACAAUUGCAGGUAGUACAUUUUAUGGAUUAAGCGCCUCGCAGAGUGCUACGGACAUGUCAAGCACGUUGAGCAGCCAAGAUAUGGGAGAUUACCGGAGUGCUACAGAUAGACCUAUCGGUAGCCGUAGCAGAAGACUGGAUGACUUGCAAGGUUUCAUCACGUUGGAAGAAUUUAUGCUGGCGCAACAAGACGAAGAUCAGCGGCAAAAUAUGAUAAACAGAUCGUUGUCUUCGCGUGUGACGCCUCUGACCAGUGAUCAUGUGCAUGUGCAACAUAGGAAUCUGAAUGAUAACGAUACGAUAUAUAACGAGCAAGUUAGACUAUUGGGUGACGCAUCCUCGAGAAAGGACAUGGGUAUUUAUGGCAGGACUACAGACGAAGCAUCAAACAAUAAUGCUAUGUAUACUCAUUCAAGGAAUGCAAAUACACAUGCGCAUGUACCGCGUCAAUUCAGCGGGGAUGGUCUUGUCACUAGCCGGUUUGAAAGCAAAGGGAAAGAUUGCGUAAAUGAUAAAUCUUAUAACAAGUGUGUGACAGUGGGCGCCCAGAAAAAGCUCUGGGAUGCUUCCGGUUCCGCAGAGAAGAGACAAGCUCAUGAGCUCACGAAUACUCAGCAGGCAAAGCACGGCGAUUCGAUUCAUUGGAGAAACGUGACGAGUUUAGACAAGCAGGAUUCUCCAAGCUAUAGUAGAUACUAUGAGCAUGACGCAUGUGUACAAUCUUCUAAUUACGAUAGCUACAAGACGCAUGAUUAUCUUACAAAUGAUUAUCUUACUUCGAGGGAGGUUGAUACUCUAAUAGAGGAAUUCAAGACGAUGCCAAAGCGGCUUGUUAGAAAUGAAGGUUAUCCUGGAUCCAGUGGUGAUCUCGCAAGUUACGUAUCUUCCGAGGCACAACAACGUAAUGCAAAAAAAGAUGUAUCGGUUAGUCGAAAAGGGAGUUUUAAUCUCACUAAUCGUCACGAUUACAAUUCUUCCGAUAAGAACUGGCUGGAUUCGUUGAGACGUGGCGAUAAGAAAGGCUCGAGCUGUGAUAAAAACCGUUUAAAAAACGUCGCGCAGUACCAACCACCACCCAUACCAUCGUCACCCUUUGAACAAGAAGGCAUGAGAGCUGCGUUCGAAAUGCACUUAGAUAAGAGCGAACAGGUGCAGAAAGGGAGCCGCCUGAAAAGUCUAUUCGGUAGUAAACAGAAACCAUGCACAUUGGAUCUUCCUAAAGAUACCCAAAAGACUAUACUAGGUUCGCCAAGGUUGCACAGAGCGCUUUUCCGUGACAAAUGUUGCUUGAAUCAAUCGCAGCACCGAUUGUCCACGCGUUCCAGCAGUCAAAGUCCCGGUGAUAGCGGUAUCAGCCAGUCUCACAGUUCUUUCAGCGGCAAUAGCCCCUCUCAACAGACGCUCAGUCAAAGUUUCAGCUCGGUCAGUUCUGUCAGUGAUUGUAGUCCUGAUGCAUUGACACCCUCUAACAUAUCAAAGUACGGCAGCGGAUACUCAUCUGGUCACAAGGGUUUUUCCAAUCCUAGCAGGAGCACAUUGGCACCUCCAACGUUACCAUACAUACCACCGCCAACGUCUCCGCCACCUGAUUACCCUGGCUUAGAAUACCCGCCUGUAUUCGAACCUGGCACUUACUCUCUUUCAGAUGCAUCGUUGUUGCGUAAUCGCAAUAAGAAUAGUCAGAAUAUAGCCCAGUAACAAGGAA